AUGUCGCAAAGUCUCCGCCCCUAUUUGCAGUGUGUUCGCGUGAGUCUCACUGCUGCUCUAGCAGUGUCCAAUUUCGCAUCCCAGACGAGCGAGCGCCACAAUGUACCCGAGGUGGAGGCAGCAAGCUCUCCGGAACUCAUUCUGAAUCCUGUCACAAUCAGUCGCAACGAGCACGAGAAGGUCCUUAUUGAACCUAGUGUCAACUCUGUCCGCUUUUCUAUUCGAAUCAAGCAGGCCGAUGAGAUCGAACACAUUCUAGUACAUAAAUUCACACGCUUCUUGACUCAGCGCGCCGAGUCAUUUUUCAUCCUCCGAAGGAAGCCUAUGCCAGGCUAUGAUAUCUCAUUCCUGAUUACCAAUGCACACACCGAGGCAAUGCUGAAGCACAAACUCGUGGACUUUGUCAUUCAAUUCAUGGAGGAAGUUGACAAAGAGAUUUCCGAGAUGAAGCUUUUCCUUAAUGCCCGUGCUCGUUUCGUCGCUGAAUCGUUCCUGACUCCUUUUGACUAA
Messenger RNA from Penicillium oxalicum, 510 nucleotides. RefSeq names its product actin-related protein 2/3 complex subunit 4 family protein. NCBI's taxonomy places the organism in Eukaryota, Fungi, Ascomycota, Eurotiomycetes, Eurotiales, Aspergillaceae. The transcript is spliced from 11 exons. The coding region runs from base 1 to 510 and encodes 169 amino acids. Gene Ontology annotation, biological process: actin filament polymerization; Arp2/3 complex-mediated actin nucleation. Gene Ontology annotation, cellular component: actin cytoskeleton; Arp2/3 protein complex. Gene Ontology annotation, molecular function: actin filament binding. The record is from RefSeq and is a predicted model, not a curated record.